UCGCGUAGUUUUGUCGCAACUCGAGCGACGGCCAGUCGACGCAGACCGCCAGCGCGUUUCGCACAUGUGAACCGGGCCUAAUUGUGCCGCGAAACAAAGUCUCUGUUCGGACGUUCUCCGAGCGCGAAGAAAGUUCGCUUGAUGGUACCAGUUCUGUUGACCGUUUCAAUUCAAGGAUUUACGGUUUAGCACUUCAUGAUUAUGCUCCAGAAAUUAUACCUUCUGACGCUAUGCGGGUUUUGCAACAUUUUAACAAUUCAAGCUUCUCCUAUAGGACUUACAUCUUCAAACGAAGAAACAAUAAUGGUAUCGGAUGAAGACCAAUUUAGAGACGAGUGGAACUAUGAAAUGGAACGAAGUAAAAUCCCAAUACUAUCCGCGAUGAUAAGAAACCAUACGUUACCACCUCUUCCGGAAAGUACUGGUAGAUUUUUGUUCAGCAGAGACCAAGAAAAAUCCUCCCACCUACCCCAGUUCGUUGAUAAGGCCCUGCGUUUGCUCAACCUGAAGCAGGUCGCCUUCGAAAUUGAAAACUCGGUCAUGACAAAAGUUUCGUGUACGGCAUGCAGAGCCGGUGCUGGACUGUUGCAACAUUACACCAAAACUGGCAAGUCUGAAAAAGAGAUUAAGAAGACCAUUUAUCAUUUUUGUGUAAACUUAAAAAUUCAGUCGCCUAGAGUGUGCGAGGGAAUUACCGAAUUGUUUGCCAGCGAGGUCAUCUACGUUUUAGGAAAAGUCAAUAUAGGACCCGAUGAGAUAUGCAGUUUUGUUAUUGGAGAUGCAUGCGGCGAUGUGUACAAUCCUUACCACGAAUGGGAAGUCGCAUUUCCUCCUGUACCCAAACCAACGGUGGUCGAACCAAAAGUACCAGAGGUAAACGCACCAACGUUUAAAGUACUCCAUUUAUCGGACACUCAUUAUGAUCCUUAUUAUAUGGAAGGUGCUAACGCAGAUUGUGCAGAACCAUUGUGUUGUAGACUAACAAACGGGCAUGCUUUAUCUAAAGAAUCUGCAGCUGGAAAGUGGGGUGAUUACAGAAAAUGUGAUACACCAAAAAUUACAGUAGAUAACAUGUUACAGCACAUCCAAGAUACACAUCCCGACAUUGAUUAUAUUCUAUGGACGGGUGAUUUACCGCCUCAUGAUAUCUGGAAUCAAACAAGAGAUGAAAAUUUGAAAAUACUGAAAGAAACUGUGAAACAAAUGUCCCAAAUGUUCCCUGGUGUUCCCAUUUUUCCGGCAUUGGGUAAUCACGAAGCAGCUCCAGUUAAUAGUUUUCCACCUCCAUUUGUUAAUACACCAGACAGCUCAAUAUCAUGGCUUUAUGACGAACUAGACACCCAGUGGAGAAAAUGGUUACCAAGUUCAGUCAGUAACACAGUCAGAAGAGGAGCAUUCUAUUCAGUUUUGGUUAGACCAGGAUUUAGGCUCAUUUCCUUAAAUAUGAAUUACUGUAAUAACAAGAACUGGUGGCUGCUUUUGAAUAGUACUGAUCCUGCCACUGAACUACAGUGGUUCAUUUACGAACUACAAUCUGCCGAAUUUAACGGUGAAAAAGUUCACGUAAUAGGCCAUAUUCCACCAGGUCAUUCAGAUUGUCUAAAAGUUUGGUCGAGGAAUUACUAUGCAAUUAUCAGUAGAUAUGAAUCUACUAUAAUAUCUCAAUUCUUUGGACACACCCAUUACGAUGAAUUUGAAGUGUUUUACGACCAUAAAGAUUUGAGUAGACCCAUAAAUGUAGCAUACAUCGGCCCGUCAGUCUCUCCUUAUUACCAUCUGAAUCCCGGUUACAGGAUUUAUUAUGUGGAUGGCGAUCACGACAAGACUACAAGAGGAAUAGUAGAUCAUGAAACGUGGAUAAUGAAUCUUAGAGAAGCUAACAUUUACGGUUACCCGCUUUGGUUCCAACUUUAUAGUGCUAGACAAUCAUUUGGAAUGGACGCAUUAAGACCUAGAGACUGGGAUGAUCUUGUUGAAAGGAUGACCAAUGACCCGCAACUGUUUGAGUUGUUUUAUAAAUAUUAUUAUAAAGCCAGUCCAGUGAAACCUACAUGUGAUAUGGAGUGCAAGAAGAAAAUCUUGUGUGACCUUCAUUCAGGAAGGUCCCACGAUCGUAAAAAUCUUUGUCAAUCAAUAGAAUCAAGGGUAGACUCGUCGUCUAAUACGACAUGGAGAGAUUGGUUUUACAAUACAAUCUCCGUUUCUAUGGUGUAGGAACCCAUGGAUUCUAAUUUUGUUAAGGGUUUCAGUAAUAAUGUCCAUUCCAAGACUAACUAUGCAGGUACCUAAAUAUGUUUUAGGAUUAGGAUAACAUUAGAUUUAUAUUAUCUUAGGUAUACAUUUAUUUAAAUAUAAUAAAUUUGACCGAUACUCUUGUAAAAAACACGAAACUGUGUGUUGGAUGUGAAGCAGGCAAUGAUUAGGCUAUAUUAUUUUUGAUUUUCUUAAUUAAUGUAAGAUAUCUUUUAAGUUUUCCUUGUUGUGUCCUUGACAAUUUUACUUUUCAUGUUGUUAUAGAAGCUUUUAUUUUCUCUUUAUAGUAUUGUUCAGUCAGUCUAUAAUACAUAAUAAUAUAAAACAUAUGCCUUUACUUCUUAGCAAUAUGCUUUGACUAUUAAAAAAAUUAAAGAUAUAAGAAACAAAUAAUAACAAAUUUCAAUUUUUACUCAUUUUAAAUGUUCCUUUGUGAUUGGUUGAUGAUGGAAAAUUUAAAAGAUAUCUAGAACUUGAAGAUUAUAUUGUAAAUUUGAAUUUACUUAUAAUAUUAAAACAUAAUGAGUUGUACUGUGAACGAAAUGCCUUAUUAAUAUAAGUACUCUGUUAUUAUUUAUAUAGAAUACAGCUUAAAUAUUUUUUAUAAGGAUUAUUAAAUAAUUUUUAAUAGGCUGUGCCUUAGGAGACAGUAAUACAAAGUUACAUGUUGGAUAUGCGAAUUAGAAUUAUAUAUUUUAGUUUUAUAUUUUGUACAUACAUUUAUUUAAAAUGCUAAUAAAGUUUGAAUAAAACGUGGUUUUA
Molecule: messenger RNA, 3015 nt
Organism: Sitophilus oryzae (rice weevil)
Lineage: Eukaryota; Metazoa; Arthropoda; Insecta; Coleoptera; Curculionidae
Product: sphingomyelin phosphodiesterase
Exons: 16
Coding region: 196-2214 (672 amino acids)
Biological process (GO): sphingomyelin catabolic process; ceramide biosynthetic process
Cellular component (GO): lysosome
Molecular function (GO): acid sphingomyelin phosphodiesterase activity
Source: RefSeq, a predicted model, not a curated record